GGAGAGGAUGAGAAGAGCAGCUUUGCCGUGGGGUUGGGAAUCAGACAUAGGGGUCAUGUGCUAUUGCUCUGACUUCAACCACAUAAAACAAUUUCACAGCUUUUUGCAGCUAUUCCAAAAUUCAGGUUUUAGCAUGUUAUGUGGGAUAGUAUACCUUCUAGUGAUGCACAUGUCCUAAGGACAAAACUAGUAGACAUAACAGAGUAGAAAUGGGCCCACUAAUACCCGACAAACCAAACUUCCUCUAAAAUAAGAGAAAGCCUGCUGAACUCCCUUUCCCCCACUUUUUGCAGAAUAUGGGUUCAUGCGUAUGUGAGCAAAAAAGGGUCCUGCAAUUUCCAGGAUUCCCUUUGUAUCAAGAAAUCCCCAUUCUGCAUAAUUGGAGGAGAUGCUGAAAGCCGGAACACAUAAUGACAUCAGUGACUGGGGAACAGAGCUAUUAAAAGUCAGUAAUUUCUGCCUAAUUUCCUACAAAGAUUGGUGUGUACCAGGUGGCACAUAACAUAGGUGGUCAGCUCACUGUGUGCAUUCAUUCAGGAUGGCUGAGACACAGGGGACACUAAUUAAGUUGCAGAGAAGAACUGGAGCCAGCUCAUCAGGCAGGUCAGUAGGUCUCAUUCAGCCAAGCACCAGUUCCUCUCUAAGCAGUUCUUAGUAAGACUGAGAGCUUAAAGUAAUGCUGCAUGAAAUCACACAAGGCAGGUUAUGCCUUCUUUUCUUUAAAUUCAAACUGCUUAAAUUGAUCUGUGCAUCUGGCCACACUGGCUGGCUGCUCAGAGUGUGCCCAGCAGAGCUAUGGGUGCGGGGGCUCAGCAUCAGACCUCUCAGAGAGGCCGGUAUUGCAGAGGUUGGAAGGCUGAGCCACCUCCCUUCCCUGGUGCCCAACAAUCUGCCAGAGCCCUUUGGAUUCAACUUAGAAUUUCUUACUUCAUCCUUCUUCAAAAUAUUUACUUUUUCUUAUUACACAAAGAAGAACAGAACUACAUACAAAGUUGAAGCAAAUCAGACAAAAAAUAAAUAGCUGUGUUUAAAUAUCAGAUGGAAACAAAUUUAUCUUUUCCAAGCCAAAAAUCAAAAUUUUUGUUCUAAUGAUACAUCAGCAAGAAGACAGUGACAGAAAAUCCAGUGCCCAAAGAUGAAAGGAAUGUGAAUGGAAGCAACCACAGGAUUAAUAGCUUCUUAUUUCUUUCUGCACUGAAAAAGUUUGAGGAUUUGGGGCAUAAUACUUAGGAUUAAUUUGCAUUUCCUACUUCCAAGAAGUGCUGACAGCUACAGAAUAAUGUGACUUUUAAUAUUCCCACCCUGAGUACCAUGCCUGCAUUUGUAAAACUGCUCUAAAAAGUUAGUUUUACUGGCAAAUAUGGAUAAGGCUUAUAAAUCUUUUCUUUUUCCUGUAAAUGUCGCAAUAAGCCCGAUCUACAAGUCUGAGUAAAGUAGAGAGUGGAUAUUUGAGUGACAGGAAAACACAGUGCCCCGUAUUUGAAAGGUCUUCAGUCUCUGCAAGUGCUUUGAAGUAAAGAAGUGAAUGCUUGGCUGCUUGGCUCAGCUUCAGAUACAAAGAGCAGCAGUAGUUCAUACAGCUCAUAGAAACACAGUUAAUAUGUCUAGAAGUGAUAAUUUCUGUAGUAAUAGCAAAUCUUUUACUAAUAUUCUUGUAGUAAUAGUGUUCUGUUACUUUCCGUUCGGCUAAUUGCUCACUGUCCCUGUCCCAGCCACUAACCAGAUUACACAAUCUAAGGAAAAUUAGCUUAAUAAAGCAUAAAGUGAGCGCACCAUUACAGCCCUCUUUCAGAGCGCACAAAACAGUACAGCAGAAGACAAAAACCCAUCACAGCUGCCAGCAGCUCUCAGUUAAACGUCCCCACAUCAGCCAGGGGAACACUGACAUUGAACAUACAGUUUUUAUGCCUAUUUGUUAAGGAUUGUUUUAUGAGAAUAUGUCUGCAUUCAUAAACACCUUUGAGCUGACAAUACCACCAAGUCAAUGCAUGCCAGUAAGUGGGGACAGAUAGGCAAAGAGAAAACACAUCUGACCAAACAGUGUUGAGGCCCCAUGGCUCGGUGCGGCGUGGGCAGUUCUGCACAGAGCAGUGCCUCCACUUGGAGCUCUGCAGCACCGAGGACCUCAGUUUGCAUUCCAAGAAUGGUGCAACAAUGCCCAGGGAAAUCCCUGCUGUGUAGUGUGUAAAUGGUUAAGCAGCAGCAGAAACGUGCCUGGUGGAAACACAUCAAUCCCUGCUUUGAGAAGGCACAAACAACUGAAUGCUGCUGCCAUCCUUUGAAUAACACUUGGCUUUGACUCUGCACCAGCAGCCUGCUGUCAACUAAAGGAACUGGUUGCUGCAGCUUGUACAGCAUGAGAAAUGAAGUUUACUGUGUACGUGUGAACUUGGCAUUUACAUUGAUUCAUAGGUGAUCUGUAAUUGUCCAAUUUAGCAAUCAGUAGAUGUUUGCAAACAACUUGGGUAGUCUGUUGGCUUGCUGAUGUACAUAGUAAUGUAAAUCUGCAGCAGGCAUUAGUUUGCAUUCCUCAACUGACUUGGAGCUGCAUCAGCACCUGACAGCAGAGCCCCAAGAAGGGAGUGUACACGGGUGUCCUGCACCUUAGUCAUUCUCUUCCAUUCUUGUCAUUGCACAAUUUCUUUCACCUUUACGCUAAUUCUAUUUGUUCUUGCCAAGUGACUGAGCUCUUGAAACACUUUUUAAAUCUUAAAAGUUGCAAUAUUCGUAGUGCUGUGAAUGGUGCAUGCUCUAACAUCAUGGACAGCCAGCCUAAAAUAUGCUAUCCAUGUAAAAAGUUGAUCUCUACUAUGGAUAGACAGACCUCUUCUUGGGAGCAAGUUACCCUACUGCUUUGCUCUCAAGGUUUUUGUGCUUUCCUUUGAAGUAUCAACUACUGCCCCCUAUUAGGGAAAGAUUCUCUUCGAGAUGGUCCGAAGACAAUCCCCUGAGUUUCUACCUGAAGCACAUCCUGCCCUUAGGUUAUUAUCUAUCAGCGUCAUUGUUCACAGACUUGUUGGCAGACAAGGGAGAGAUUGUAACAUCCACAAAACUCGGGAGUGAACAAACAGCAGUGUGCUGUCAGAUGCAACCCCAUGUGCAGCCUAGGUAAUGCAUCUCAGAUGAAGAAUUAAACAAUAGAGGUGUUGGCAGAAAACAGUCUCUUUUUGCCUUUCUUGGGUUGACCAUUAUCAUAAUGUCAAAUUGCUUGCAGUAAAGAUGUUUAGCCGUGAGGCUUUUUGGAGACCUCCAAGAAAGGAGGUCUCCAAAGUACUGCUUUCUGUGUCACUCUCCUUAUUAGAUUUAAAUUAAAAUGUUCAUUUUAACUUCCAUCUAAACAAAAAUUGCUUUGCCAGAAGGCCGAGGCCUCACUUUUAUGACACAGACCUUUCCAGGAGAAGCUGCAGGGAGCUCCUGCUCAGACAGACUCAGCAGUGGACACCGUGCAAUAGCACAACUCCAGCUAAGCAGCCAACACGAGGCAUCUUUCCCACUGCACUGUGUUGAGGUAUCUUUCUAAGAAGCUUUCAGAACUGCCUGGGAGCAGGGGGGAACUAGUCCUUCUGUGUUUGAAACUAAAAGCCAUGAUAGCUGAAUAUUUUGCUAAAAUGUUCAAAUGCUUUCCACAAAUUUAUUUGUAAGAUUCUUAUCUAAAACUGUGCAGCCUUUUUCCUGAAAAGGUUUGUUUUAAUGAUGCACCACUGAUUCUCCUACCGGAUGCUAAUACUUCUCACCUCACAAUUCAGAUGAGUGCUAUGGUGAUUAAUGAAUGUCUUUGAACUGGAAAGUGCUACCUUCGUGCUAAUUGUUAUCUGUAUAUACACACAGUUCUGCUGCUUUCAAGGGCAGAACAUUCACAUACCAUUGUAACGGGAAAGCUUGGAAAAAUGCAUAUUGAUGCAUAGGAGUUUUAUGCGCUGCAGAAACGUAUAAAGGAAGAAUAAAUUAACAGUUAGAUGUUUCAACUCAUUAUGGCAUGUUCUGGUGAACUGCUCCCCAUCUGUUUAAUAAGUUCAGGGCAGCUGAAAAUGGAGUUUUGAUUGGAAGCUGCUUGCAACCUUAUCUUCUUGCACUCCCAGUAACACUAAUAAGAAUUAUAAAAUAUUAUAUCUUUUUGCCUAUUAUGAGGAGCACAGCUAAAGUAUGUGACUACGAAUGCAAAGUAUAAGUUGAAGGCUGCAGAUUUGUGCAAAACUCUCUGGGGCUCUGUGUGCACCAGUCCAGAGCUCCCACACACAGCAUCCUUCUCCCUCAUACACCUGAUGAGGCAUUGCCUGAAGAAACUGUUAGCUGAUGCUCCACUAACAUUUUUCUUUUUUCUUUUCCUACUUCAUUUUUUUUAAUCUGAUCUAUCUUUUAAAUCAUGGGAUUUAACUACAAACAAUAUUUUCAAUUGAAGACACUUCAUUCACAUGUAUCAGUUGAUGCCAACUGCUCUUGCAGCUCUCUGACCAGCCUGGGAGUGCUCGUGAAGUGCACGCUCAGCAUCCAUAGAACAGUUGUUCCCAUUCACUAGGUUUACUCUCCUAGGACAUGUUAAUUAAAAACAACUGAUUGAAAAAAUAAUUACAGGAGACUAGAGAUGGGAAAAGCCUAGACCCAUAAAUUAAAGAUCUCUGAAAUUGUGUUUUGUCGAGAGGUACUAAUUUUGUUAGGGGCAAGAGGCUCUCUUUCCUUCUUGGACUCACUCUACAUUCGCUCUUUGCAAAGAUGAGUGACCAGGGAAUGACAGUAGUGUUUCUUUAGAGUUGUAUCAUUACAUGUGGCCUUCUGUCAAUACAUGCUUCCAUCUAGCCUUCAUUACUGCUGCAUCGUGAGGUGUCUAAACUAAAAGGCUAUGUGAUCCUUAACACAGAUGUCCUAUAGGAUAUGGAAUAAUAUAAACAUCAUAACCGUUAAAAACUGCUACCGUAGCAUUUCUUGCACUAAUUAAAAACUGGCUAGGGACCUUCGUUCUUGAUACCGCCUUUACUUCAAACAAAAACAUUUCAACAAAUCAUAAAGUGAAAGUGGUUUAGCAUUUUAAGCUAAUAAUAAUUGUUUUAGAAGCCCAUAUUUGCUCAAGGGUGUAAUUCAUUCAAAAAACAACCUUAAAACUCAGCGUUACGCAAAUAAAAAAACUUAGUUAUUAGGGAAUAGAUAUUUUUAAGCUGCUGUCUUUCAAAUUAUGAUCAUGCAUUUCUUGCCAGCUCACAUUCCCAGCAGAGAGGAACAGUACCACUGACCCCAGCUCAGGGCUGGGAGACACUUCAAUUCCCUGCUCUGUUACAGCCUUCCUGUAUAAUCUUGGGCAAGAAAUUUAUCUCUUUCCUUUCCUGUAAAACUGGGGUAGUAGAAUUCUCCUCCCCACGGGCAUGCAGAGAGCGUAAGUAGGUUAGAAAAGGUAAAUGUUUAUAUCAGGGAACUAAACAAUUCCUAGAAAGCUCUGACUGCGUGGUUUUACAAAAUGAUGCUCUGAUUUUGGUGCUGUAGCACCUUGUCACAGGUGAUGUGAUCCUAAGUACCCAUUUAUCCAAACCACUGACUAUUUAGUAUGGACACCUUCUGCAGUAAACUCAAGGCAGAGUUAUUCAUGUUCCCUAAUUGCUUGCAUAUAACGGCAGUGGUUGGAAUUAUAACACAGUUGCUCUGAAGGCUAAUCCUUCCCUAAUCUGGCUCCACUGGAGCUUUAGAGUUAGUAUUUGAUCCUUAAAAUGUAUAUAUGUUUGUAAGAAAUAUAUGUGUGAAAAAAAAACCAAAAUAAACAAACAAAAAAAAGCAACCCAUCCAUGCAUCCACAUGCACGUAACACAUAUAGAUGGAGUUAUACAAGGACCCACAUGGAUUCAGCUUUGCUAGUGCUGAAAAGUGUAGCUUCAGUUUCUCUUGGUUUUACUUUUAAAAAAGGCAUAAACGUUUGAGGGAAAAAUAAUUAAAAAUACACAGUUAACCUCCGCCAUCAUUUUUAACAGAAAGUAAAGCUGCAUUUGCCUAUAUAUAGACAGAACUUAGUGAUGCUUAGCAUUCAUAUAAGAUACAAGCAUCCAUCAACGUUCCUGGCCUCAAGCCUACCUCUGGCUGCUCUACACACUGAAUAAACAAACACAGUUGCCACUAAAUAACCUUAUCAGUCAGUUUCAAAAAUGACUUCACCGGAACUGCAAAAGUGGUGUUCUUUUUUUGGUGCAUUUUAGACAUUUAGAAAACAAAUACCCUGCAGAGAAUUAAAAACCAGCUAUGGAAACCAUGAAAAGCAAAAGAAGUUGCCUCUAACACCAAAUGUUCCAGGCACAUCAAGAAAUCUUUAAAGACUUUUCCUGGAAUAAUUACUUUGAAAUAUCACCUUUCCACAACCCAUCCUCCCUGCAGGCUAAUGUAACACAAGCUUUCUGUACCUAAAACCUCUUUUGUAAAUAAAGACCACCUUCAGAAACCUUUACACCAGCUCACAUUUCCAAUUAGAAAUACAAUAAAAGCAAAGUGACUCCUGCAAUCUGUUGCUGUUCUCCAGCUGGGGUCCUUGUGGUAAAUAAUCUGCUGAUCAGAAAUGUGGUUAUGUUUGCUGGGAACCAGUUUCAGUGCCUGUACUUUAAUGGACCUUCCUACAUGUCACCAAAAAAUGUAUGGCCAGCACACAUGCGUGGCAAAAGUAUUUCUUUUAAUUAAUACAGCAGUUGGCACUGCUAAUGAUUGUUUUGUUGUUUUUUUUUUUUUUUGCUCACAUUCUUCCAUCUAUUCACUUCUUAACUCUUACCAGAAUGGGUACUGGUUCCAAUGGGACUAUUUGUGUGCUUAAAAUGAAGUAUUUGCCUUAGGACUGUGUGCAGUCAGAGGUUUAGAAUCAUAUACACGGUGCCCAUCUGGGACUGACUAGUCCUGCUGCUGUUUUCCUGAAAUGGCACGUAACUGCAAGUGUUAGAGCCAGCCAGGAGAACUGCAGAACCGAGCCCAGAAAUCUGUUCAGAGUUCCCUGGGGAAGAGAGGCAGCAGCUCCAGUGUUCCUGCAGCCAGCCAGCUUGCUCCCUGCGCUCUGCCUGCUGGUGCUUUGUGCAGCCCCAUGAAAGGUGGCCCAAGCACUGUGACCAGCAUUUCUCUUUGGAAAUCAAUACACCCAUGGAGCUUUUGCAACGGGCUGUGUAGCAACCUGCAGUGCCCCACUCCAGUUCAACUAUUUUCCUCAAGGCUGAAGUAGUAGGCAGCUGCCAGUUCUUGGUCACUCUCCGCAUGUUUGACAUGCAAGGUACUAUGUGUGUUAUCUUUUAUCCCCAUAUUAUCUCACUUCAUGGUUUUCACAUUGCUUAAUCAGUGCAAAAUAAAAAGUGACAUACGAUUCACUCAAAAGAAACUAUUAAGAGGGUUUCUCUGCAAAUUACAGUCAUGGCAUGAUCGCUUUUCCCAAGUCAUAUUUCUGAUGAUAUUCUACACUGUACUUUCAACAUGUUAAAAACAGUGACGUAUAAUUAAAGACAAACUGGUAGGGCUGAAAUUGACUGGAUGACUGCAAUUUACUUACCGAAGAAAUACUAACGAAAUCAGUUGUCUGAUCUAAAAAAGAACUUCAAUCAACUAAUGUACCUUAAACAAUAUAUGUUGUGUGGGUAAAGUUUUAGAGGGUUUUGUUUUACCUUUUGUAGGUAUGUUACGCCAGACUUCCAGAUGAGAGGACGAGACUAUGAGUGAAGAGCGCUCUGGAGAUUGCGUGCAGUUCUUUUCCUGGGUCCAAAUUGGAUUGAUCUGAGAACAAUAAUUAUGAGGCUGACAUGUAUGUUCUCCUUCAUCUUGCUGUUUGGAGCAGCUGGGCUUGUUGUCUUCAUUCACCUGCAGGAUCCAGAAGAAAUAGUUCAUCAGCAGACACCAGGGAUAAAAUAUCACAUGGGAUUCCAGCAACCAAAAAAAGACUGCAUUUCCAGCAAAAACCAGGAUAGAAGAUUAAGAAAAAGUACUGCAGACGGAGUAGCAACAGUAAGGCUGAGCGGUUCAUUACACCCAUCUGAAAACGUGCCCUCCAAGCUUCAAAGCACAGACAGGAGGCAAAGCAGCACAACGUUUAUUAAAGAUUAUCAAGAGAAAGGUGAGGAAACUAAUUCAAUAAGGCUCCAUAAACGGAGGAGGAGGUUUGUAAUUAAGAAGAGCCCAAUUCUGAUUUCCAUGAACAGUUCCACUGUCAACUUGCCCACACUUAAAUCUGACGACAGAAAUAACAAAUGGAAAAGUCUUUACCAGAUACAAAGCAAAAGAAAGCAAAUAAUGAAGGAAACUUGUUCUAAGUACAAGAGUAAUAACAGAAGAAUAAUCACUCCUUAUCACGUUUCUAGAAUAUUUGUAGAAGACAAAUACAGAGUUUUAUACUGUGAAGUACCAAAAGCUGGCUGCUCUAACUGGAAACGGGUGCUCAUGGUUCUCAAUGGGCUGGCUUCUUCCACUAAAGAUAUACAACACAACACAGUGCACUAUGGCAACUAUCUAAAAAGGCUGGAUGGGUUUGAUCGCAAAGGAAUUUAUCACAGGCUCAACACUUACACAAAGAUGCUUUUUAUUCGCGAACCUUUUGAAAAGCUGGUAUCUGCCUUUCGGGACAAGUUUGAACAUCCCAACAAUUACUAUCAUCCUGUAUUUGGAAAAGCCAUCAUUUCCAGAUACCGUGUCAAUGCCACCAAGGAAGCAUUAAGGACAGGCUCCGGGGUCAAAUUUAAAGAGUUCAUUCAAUAUCUCCUGGAUGUACAUAGGCCAGUGGGUAUGGACAUCCACUGGGAUCACGUCAAUAGGCUUUGCAGCCCGUGUCUAAUAGAUUACGACUUUGUUGGGAAAUUUGAAAGUAUGGAAGAAGAUGCAAACUUUUUCUUGCACCUAAUUGGUGCUCCACAAAAUUUGACUUUCCCUAAGUUCAAAGAUAGGCACUCCAACGAAGAAAGAACUACCACUAAAAUCACACAACAGUACUUUGCACAGCUUUCUCCCUCUCAAAGGCAACGAAGUUAUGACUUUUACUACAUGGAUUAUUUGAUGUUUAACUACUCAAAACCUUUUGAAGAUUUAUAUUGAUUUGAGUGCUGGGACACUUCCCGUAUCAGUUGAACUUCAUUACAAACCCAGGCGGCUUCUGUUUAUACACACCUGUCUGUUAGUAAGAAUUGGUCAAAGAACAGGAAAACAAACCCAAAACAGAACAUAAGUGGUUAGUGAUGUUUACACCUUCACCUUAAAUGCCUCCUUUUUCAAAUCAUUUAUGAAGUGUAUGUACAUACAUGUAUAAUAUAACUAUAUGUCAGGGCUCCCAAAUAAAGCACAUGAUUUUC
Molecule: messenger RNA, 9275 nt
Organism: Gallus gallus (chicken)
Lineage: Eukaryota; Metazoa; Chordata; Aves; Galliformes; Phasianidae
Gene: CHST8
Product: carbohydrate sulfotransferase 8
Exons: 3
Coding region: 7729-9021 (430 amino acids)
Biological process (GO): carbohydrate biosynthetic process; proteoglycan biosynthetic process
Cellular component (GO): membrane
Molecular function (GO): sulfotransferase activity
Source: RefSeq, a predicted model, not a curated record